AUGGGGUUUUCGGAUGAGUUAAAGGCGCAGACGAGGGGGUCCAAAUUGUUAUUCAACUUCCUGUUCCAUGGCUUUCACAUCGGCCUUUUCAUUCUCGGAUGGAAGAAACAACAAGAUGACCCUAGGCUGGCGGGUCUGAAUACCCUGACUUUCUCGGUUUGGAUAUCUCGAGGUGCUGGUUUAGUUCUGUCGGUAGAUGGAGCAAUGAUUCUUCUACCUAUGUGCAGGAAUAUCCUGAGGUAUAUCAGACCGAAGGUCAGAUUUCUCCCGCUCGACGAGUCGCAAUGGUUCCAUCGACAAGUCGCAUAUUCAAUGCUGUUCUAUACCAUUCUCCACACUACGGCCCAUUAUGUCAACUUUUUCAACGUUGAAAAGACACAGAUUCGACCAGUUUCCGCCCUCCAGAUCCACUACGCUCAAGCAGGAGGCAUCACGGGCCAUAUGAUGCUUCUGUGCAUGCUUCUCAUGUACACGACCGCACACGCCAAAAUCCGUCAACAGUCUUUCGAAACCUUUUGGUACACUCAUCACCUGUUCAUCCCAUUCUUGUUAGGACUUUACACUCACGCCACCGGAUGCUUCGUUCGUGAUACCACUGAUCCGUUUUCUCCCUUCGCUGGUGCGGAUUUCUGGGGUCAUUGCAUCGGUUAUGAAGGAUGGCGUUGGGAGCUAUGGGGAGGUGGACUCUACCUUAUUGAGCGUCUGUACCGUGAGAUCAGAUCUAGAAGAGACACCUCAAUUGUACGAGUCGUCCGUCAUCCAUAUGAUGCAAUGGAAAUCCAGUUCAGAAAGCCUUCCAUGAAGUACAAGGCGGGACAGUGGCUCUUCCUCAAUGUCCCAUCUGUCUCUCAGCACCAAUGGCAUCCAUUUACCAUCACCUCCUGCCCAUUCGACCCCUAUAUCUCUGUCCACGUUCGUCAAGUCGGUGACUUCACCCGUGCUCUCGGUGACGCUCUCGGAGCAGGUCCCGCCCAAGCCAAGUUGUACGACAGCGUUGACCAGAAUGGCAUGUACGAAGUCGCUCUCCAGAAUGGCCAACAGAUGCCUGAACUCCGCAUCGACGGUCCCUACGGUGCACCAGCCGAAGACGUAUUCGACAAUGAAAUUGCCGUCCUCAUCGGAACAGGUAUCGGAGUCACCCCCUGGGCCGCUAUCCUCAAGAACAUCUGGCAUAUGCGCAAUAGCCCUAACCCACCCACCCGUCUCCGCCGUGUGGAAUUCAUCUGGGUCUGCAAAGACACCACGUCUUUCGAAUGGUUUCAAGUCCUCCUCUCAUCUCUGGAAGCACAAAGUCAAGAAGCUGCUGCACGCAUCGGUGGCCAGGACACCGAGUUCUUGCGCAUCCACACCUACCUCACCCAGAAGCUCGACAUCGACACUGCACAGAACAUCGUACUGAACAGUGUUGGUGCCGCGCUGGACCCUCUCACCGAGCUGAAGUCUCGUACGAACUUUGGCCGUCCCGAUUUCGGGAGACUGUUUGAGGGGAUGAGAGAUGGUAUCUUGGAUAGAACAUAUCUGAGCGGAUUAGAAGGCGACAUGAAGACGAAUGUCGGUGUCUACUUCUGUGGACCCAACGUAGCAGCACGAGAGAUCAGGAAGGCAUGCAAGAAGGCAACGAGUCGUGAAGUAAACUUCUCAUUCUGGAAGGAGCAUUUCUAG
Molecule: messenger RNA, 1662 nt
Organism: Cadophora gregata
Lineage: Eukaryota; Fungi; Ascomycota; Leotiomycetes; Helotiales; Ploettnerulaceae
Exons: 5
Coding region: 1-1662 (553 amino acids)
Biological process (GO): defense response; superoxide anion generation
Cellular component (GO): NADPH oxidase complex; plasma membrane
Molecular function (GO): superoxide-generating NAD(P)H oxidase activity
Source: RefSeq, a predicted model, not a curated record